Messenger RNA from Lolium perenne, 1188 nucleotides. Its product is annotated as aspartyl protease family protein At5g10770-like. The record is from RefSeq and is a predicted model, not a curated record. Gene Ontology annotation, biological process: proteolysis. Gene Ontology annotation, molecular function: aspartic-type endopeptidase activity. NCBI's taxonomy places the organism in Eukaryota, Viridiplantae, Streptophyta, Magnoliopsida, Poales, Poaceae.
AUGGAAAAGGUAAACCCGCAGUAUUCCAAUCCUACCCGGCUAAGAUCUACUCUAGACGAUCUAGCGGAUUUAUCAGCGAGCCCCAUCAUCGGGAAUCAUGAGAUCCACGAAGGCAAGUACUUCAUGGUCAUCGGCCUUGGCACACCGCCUGUGUCCAAUCUUGUCACAGUCGACACCGGCUCCACGCUUUCCUGGGUUGUGUGUGAACCAUGCCAGAUCGUAUGCCACCCAACCGCCCCGGAGGCCGGAGCCGCAUUCAACUCCAGCAACUCAACAACAUACCAGCGUGUGGGGUGCUCGAGCAGAGAUUGCACCGAAGUGCAGCGCAGCCUUGUGGCUCCAUUCGGCUGCAUCGAGGAGACCGACACCUGCCUCUACAGCCUGCGAUACGGUUCAGGUUCGUCAGGCCAGUAUUCUGCAGGCAGGCUGGGGAAAGACAAGCUCACGAUCGGGAGCGGCUCCAGUACCGUCGUUGAUGGCUUCGUCUUUGGGUGCAGCGAAGAUGACAAUUUCAACGGCCGUGAGUCGGGCAUGAUUGGCUUUGGGGAUGAGAGCUUCUCCUUCUUCAACCAGGUAGCUCAGCACGCGAAUUACACCGCCUUCUCCUAUUGCUUUCCAGGUGACCACAGGGCCGAGGGAUUCCUGUCCAUCGGACCCUACCCCAAGUAUAAUCUAGUCUAUACCCAAUUGAUCCCCGAAUUUGGGGAUAGGCUGGUGUACUCACUUCAACUGAUCGAUAUGAUGGUGGACGGGAACCGGCUCCAAAUCGAUCCAGCUGAGUACAGAGAGCGGAUGCUGAUUGUCGAUUCUGGAACUGCCGACACCUUCCUUGUAGCCCCGGUGUUUGAUGCGUUCAGCAAGGCUAUGAUAACAGCAAUGCGAGCCAAGGGGUUUGUGAGUGACAUUGAUGGCACGAUGACUUGUUUCACGCCUCCUGGUGGUAACUCGGUGGAAUGGGGUGACCUUCCAACGGUGGAGAUGAAGUUUACGAGGACCAGCCUGAAGCUUCCACCAGUGAACGUGUUCUACGGACCGUCGUCGUCAACUGGUGAAGUUUGCUUGGCCUUUAAGCCGGAUGCUGCUGGUGUGAGAGACGUCCAGAUCCUAGGGAACAAAGCGACGAGAUCAUUCAGGGUUGUGUAUGAUCUCCAGGCCAGGUUAUUUGGAUUUCAACCUCGUGCGUGUUGA